Molecule: messenger RNA, 633 nt
Organism: Lolium rigidum
Lineage: Eukaryota; Viridiplantae; Streptophyta; Magnoliopsida; Poales; Poaceae
Exons: 2
Coding region: 72-566 (164 amino acids)
Source: RefSeq, a predicted model, not a curated record
CCUGCAUUUACUCGUCGGAGACCGGCCUAUGGAGUGAUCUUAUCUCAACACCGGUUCCAUCCGAGGACUCUAUGACACUGGGGAUCAGGCCCGCUGUGCUGGCUGGGGAUUCCCUUUACUGGACAAUUACUGGGAACUGGCGUGCAGUUCUCGAGUUUGAUCUGAAUAGGCUGAGCCUAGCUGUGAUACACCUGCCACUGGAUAAGUUUGCAUACUGCGAGCUUUGGAACAUCACGGUUAUGCCAGCAGAGGGUGGCGGGCUCGGCUUACUCCUCGUGUCAGAUUUGACCGCCCAAUUAUGGAACAGGGAUACUGAUUGUGACGGUGUUGCUUCAUGGGUGUUGAGAAGGACUAUUGAACUGGGCGAGCUACUUUCCCUGAAUUCAGAGGAGAGACAGUUCGUAAUGAUUAUAGGGUUUGCUCAGUACAAUAAUGCAGUCUUCCUGCAGACAGAUAUCAGCCUUUUCAUGGUCCAGCUUGACUCGUUGCAGUUCAAGAAAUUUCCCGAACCCUACAUGGGACGUUGCUGUCAUCCAUUUGAAAGUAUCUAUGCUGCAGGUAUCUAGAACUGUAUUCCGGUUGCUGAGAUGCAGGAAUGGACUUGUUCGCGGAAGGUCCUUCUGUUUGGAACUU